This is a messenger RNA of Colletotrichum karsti, 1404 nucleotides long. RefSeq lists its product as uncharacterized. Gene Ontology annotation, molecular function: oxidoreductase activity; heme binding. Lineage: Eukaryota; Fungi; Ascomycota; Sordariomycetes; Glomerellales; Glomerellaceae. The record is from RefSeq and is a predicted model, not a curated record. The transcript is spliced from 2 exons. Bases 1 to 1404 code for a protein of 467 amino acids.
AUGGUUGUAAGCGGCACAGAGUUAGCAAAGAACAACACCAAAGACUCCUGUUGGGUCGUCAUCCAUGGGCAAGUAUGGGACGUAACAGACUUUCUGGAUGAGCAUCCCGGCGGCGCAAGACUAAUAUUCAAAUGUGCCGGCCGCGAUGCAACUGAAGACUACGACUCGAUCCAUAACCCAGACCUAAUAGCAGAAACACUCUCACCAGAACGCUGCCUCGGCCCCGUAGAUCCUUCAGCUCUCCCCCAGGAAUCGUCAUCACCACCAGAACCGGAGAAGCCAAAACCCGCCUUCCCUCAUCUAGGCGCCAUCAUCAAUGCGGAUGACUUCGAGAAGGUAGCGGAGAAGUACCUCUCUGAGAUCGGAUGGGCGUAUUACUGCUCCGGCGCAGAAGACGAGUACAGUAUCCAAGACUCAAGGCGCAUUUUCCGCAGACUCGCGCUGCGUCCAAGGGUGCUCCGAAACGUCGACUCCAUCGAUACGAGUAUCUCUAUCCUCGGCCUUCCGUCAUCGCUCCCGUUCUACAUUUCGCCGACGGGACAGGCCAAGUAUGCGCAUCCUGAAGCCGAGACACUGCUCUCCAAGGCAGCGGGGAAGGAGGGCAUCUUGUACUGUAUGCCCACGAAACCCAGUGCUUCAAUCGACUCCAUCUUCGGCGCGAGGGUGAGCGAGACGCAACCGCUCUUCUUUCAGCUGUACGUGGACCGCAAUCGAGAAAAAGCUCAGGCGACGAUUCGCAAAGCGGAGAGCCUCGGGGCCAAAGCCAUCUUCGUUACUGUCGACUCGCCCGUCAUUGGAAAGAGGGAGAGGGACGAGAGGUUGGCGGUUGGCGAUGAGCCCAUGUCUGAACCCAGUGGCACGGCGAAGACGACGGCAACCGGCCUGCUGAACGCCGGGCUAGCCUGGAGCGACCUCAAAUGGAUCCGAGAAACGACGAAGUUGCCGAUCGUCAUUAAGGGCAUCCAGUCCGUGGAAGACGCACUCAUCGCCCACCAGCACGGCGUAGAAGGCAUAAUUCUCUCGAACCACGGAGGGCGAAGCCAAGACACGGCCCAGGCGCCGAUAUUGACGCUUCUUGAGAUCAGGAGAUACGCGCCGCAGCUCCUCGCCCCUGAGACCAAAGCCAGGUUUCAAAUAUUCGUCGAUGGAGGCAUCAGACGCGGGACGGACAUUCUCAAGGCGCUGGCUUUGGGAGCGAGCGCUGUGGGCAUCGGCAGGCCGUUUUUGUACUCCAUGACGGCGGGGUAUGGAGAGGCGGGCGUGAGGAGAUUGGUGCAGAUUUUGAGGCAUGAAUUGGAGACGAACAUGGCGCUUGCUGGGGCUGCGAGGGUGGAGGAUAUCGUGCCUGAGAUGGUCAAUAGUGAGAGGGCGGAGAAGGAGGUCACUGGACGGGUGAAGCUGUAG